Tuber melanosporum (Perigord truffle) is the source of this 521-nucleotide messenger RNA. RefSeq lists its product as uncharacterized. The record is from RefSeq and is a predicted model, not a curated record. Lineage: Eukaryota; Fungi; Ascomycota; Pezizomycetes; Pezizales; Tuberaceae. The coding region runs from base 71 to 271 and encodes 66 amino acids. The transcript has a single exon.
GCCAGCGCAUACGUACUUGUUAUCACAGAAAUAAGGCUCCAAUAUCUUCAUCCCUCAACUCUCAAACUGAAUGGUUACAGCUAUUCCUUCCAUGAUUAUGUUGAUUUGUCUUGUCUUACAACCAUCAAAUUUACUACAGAUAUCGAUAAAGAUACGCUGCUCUACCAUCUCUUUAAGGUCGACAGUUCCAUGGGGAAAUGCUUUUCCCAAAAUAUCCUGUCCUUUCGCUAGUGUUUAUCCGCAAGGCUCAAAGGUGUUCCUGUCAUUAUGAUUGCUGCUGAGACGAUGAUUUGAUCGGUCUACUACUCCCCCCCCCUGUUCUACCGCUACUGUUUAGGGGCGCUUCCCUCUUCCUCUUCAUUAUUUUCAUUAUUUUUCUUUGCUGCUGGGUAUCAUAAAAUUCCACAAUGUCUGUUUAGUGUUUGUUUUUCUUCUGUUCCCAAUCUUGUUCACUAUCCCUCUGGCCUUAUUGGUUGUGAUCCUUAUCCAGCCAUCCAAUAUCAAUCAUCUUAUUUACUGUG